Messenger RNA from Caretta caretta (loggerhead turtle), 3333 nucleotides. RefSeq names its product Y+L amino acid transporter 2-like. Gene Ontology annotation, cellular component: membrane. NCBI's taxonomy places the organism in Eukaryota, Metazoa, Chordata, Testudines, Cheloniidae. The record is from RefSeq and is a predicted model, not a curated record. Gene Ontology annotation, biological process: amino acid transmembrane transport. Gene Ontology annotation, molecular function: L-amino acid transmembrane transporter activity.
AGUGAACCAGCUGCUUAAGUUAAAGGGUCACUGUUCAGCUGCUUAAGUUACGGCAGCCUUUCUCCUAAAAGAAGCAGUGUCAACUGGUAAUGUCAGGCUCCUGCAUCAUAUGCUGUAAUAAAAAAAACUCAUCCAAGAAUGGAGUACAUGAAACGGACACAGCAGCUGAAAAUGUGCAAGAAAAAAUGAAGAUGAAACAACAAAUUACUUUGCUUAAUGGCGUUUCUUUAAUAGUAGGGAACAUGAUUGGUUCUGGGAUAUUUGUGUCACCCAAAGGUGUUUUGAUGUAUAGUGCCUCCUAUGGGCUCUCACUAUUCAUUUGGGCCCUUGGUGGGAUCUUUUCGUUGUUUGGAGCUUUGUGUUAUGCUGAACUUGGAACAUCCAUUGUUAAAUCAGGAGCUAGCUAUGCCUAUAUACUGGAAGCUUUUGGUGGAUUCACAGCCUUUAUCAGACUGUGGUCUUCCUUGCUAAUUAUUGAACCAACAACUCAGGCUGUAAUAGCAAUUACAUUUGCUAAUUAUAUUGUUCAACCAAUUUUUCCAUCCUGUGAGCCGCCAUAUGAAGCAGUCAGGUUAAUUGCAGCUGGUUGCAUCUGCACCUUAACAUUUAUUAACUGUGUCAAUGUGAAGUGGGGAACCAGAGUACAAGAUCUGUUCACAUAUGCAAAAGUUAUGGCCCUUAUCAUGAUCAUCUCGGUGGGUCUUUACAAAAUUAGUAAAGGAGAAACAGAAAAUCUUAAAACUCCAUUUGAAGGUUCAACAACUGAUAUAGGAUGUAUAGCACUUGCUCUGUAUUCAGCCCUCUUUUCCUACUCUGGAUGGGAUACCCUGAAUUAUGUCACUGAGGAGAUGAGGAAUCCUGAAAGGAAUCUACCCCUCUCAAUUGCAAUUUCAAUGCCUAUUGUGACCAUUAUUUACUUGCUGACUAACAUAGCAUACUAUGUAGUGUUGGACAUGCCAGCUCUCCUAACAAGCGACGCAGUGGCAGUGACAUUUGGUAAUGAAACCCUUAGUUAUGCUAAGUGGAUAAUUCCUAUUGCAGUGGCCAUGUCCUGUUAUGGUGGCUUAAACUCAUCAACUAUUGCAGCUUCCAGGCUUUUUUAUGUUGGAGCCAGAGAAGGACACCUUCCUGACAGUUUGAGUUUGAUUCAUAUAAAGUGUUUCACACCAAUCCCUGCUCUUUUCUUUAAUGGUUUCAUGACUUUGCUCUACCUCCUUGUGGAAGAUGUCUUUCUCCUCAUUAAUUACUACAGCUUCAACUACUGGCUGUAUGUUGGGCUGUCUAUUGCAGGAUUAAUAUACCUGAGACAUACUCAGCCUGAUAGGCCACGGCCUAUUAAACUCAGCCUCUUCUUUCCUGUAGUAUACUGUUUAUGUUCCAUCUUCCUCGUCAUGGUUCCUCUCUAUAGCAAUACAAUCCAUGCUCUCAUUGGAAUUGGCAUAGCCCUCUCUGGAAUUCCUGCAUAUUAUUUGGGAGUCUAUUUACCAUCUGAAAAGAAACCUAAAUGUCUUCAGUGGCUCUCUGCCACAACAACAAAAUAUGUUCAGAUGUUGUUCUACUGUUGUCUGACAGACUUGGACACUCAAGUGGAUCAGACAGAAGCUAAAGCCAGAUAGGGUUGUCUGGACAUUUUCAUACUUGAAGCAUUUUUAGAGUCUGAAAUUCUUUGUGUAGGGUUGGUUACACAAAAGCAUCAACAAUUACACUGUGCAUCAGUUUGAUGUUAAUUAUUUCUGUGCUUAUUUUAUUAGCCCCUUCACUGCCAAGGGUAUUUACCAAUCCCUGUUCAACAGGAUUUUUUUCUAACUUUGUUCAUUAAUGCUGAUGAUUAGCUGAUGAUUGUGAAGUGCUUUGAAAAUAUAAAGCACUGUAUGAAUAAGCACUUCAUGUUACAUAAGUGUUAGUUUUUGUAAGCCUUUUGGAAUAAAUCUAUCCAGUGCAAAGCAGAAGCUUGAGAAAUAAAAAGACAAAUGAAAGAAUAUAAUGCAAAUCAGACACUUACUAGAUUUACAUUUCUAAAGCUGAGGUGGGAGAAUAAUAGAAUCAUAGAAUAUCAGGGUUGGAAGGGACCUCAGGAGGUCAUCUAGUCCAACCCCCUGCUCAAAGCAGGCACAAUCCCCAAUAUUGUUUUUGUUUUUUUGCCCCAGAUCCCUAAAUGGCCCCCUCAAGGAUUGAACUCACAACCCUGGGUUUAGCAGGCCAAUGCUCAGAAAGUCACAAUAUAAAUUUAAGAAUUGUAUUGCAGUUAGAAAAUUUGUUUCUCAGCAAAAAAGUUUAAAUAGGCAGGCAAGCAUUUUCAAAGUAUAAAUGCAUCUCUAGAACAAAAAAAAAAUCUAAUCCAUGUUCCCCUAAGUAGAUCCCAGCAGACACAUUUAAUUUGGUUACAAGAAGAACACAAGGGAAGUGGACUAUCUGAAAAAUAAAAGCUCUGUGCUAUACCUUGUGUGAGGACAUGCAACAAUUAUCAUCUUUUUGCAGUAGAAGCAUUUCAGGUGACAAAUUAGUUCACAUAGUUGUUGUCACAGGUAUGCUAGAUCUCUUGCAGAUCAACUUGUUGUGGAAUAGGAUAAAAAGACUGCAAGUUCCACGUCAGUAUAUGCACAUUCAGGGGUAAGCGCAUCACCUUUCUAUAGUGUGCCUGUGUUUGGCUAUAAACAUCAAAAAUUGUGGCCUCAUAAACCAUAGUAGGUAUGCUGAUUGACUUUCAUUUAGGAAGGAACUAAGCAUUUAUCUCCUGAAAACAUAGAAGAGAAAAUAAACAUCCUGAAAGAAAUAUCUGGGAAUUAGGCCCCAGAGGUGAUUCCUCUAGCCUUUCUUGAUAUACCCUAUACUUUGUCAUCCUGUAGGAUGUAUUACACUUACUUUCCAUAAUGCUAUUGGAAUAUAUAUAAUAUUCUGUCUGUAGCUUCAUUAUCAGUAUUCAUUUCAGUAGCUCCAAUUAAUCUAAGACAUCUGAUCCUAAACUGAUCUCUGUAGCUUUUAGCUUGGGUGGUACAACAUUAUCCUUCAUUAUCGCCUGCUUGGAGAGAGCUGUGUGGGGGAGGGGGAAUAGGAUUGUAAUGGGGCGGGGUUACUCACAGCAGGUGCCACCUCUUUGAGAGCUGAUCCCCCAGAGCAGUCACAUCCCACCUGGCAUCCUCUUCUGUCAUCAUUUGCAUACCCUGCCAUCUCUCUCUCCCUGCAAUUCAGGAUGCUCUCUCUUCCUGUCUUGGCCCUCCAGCCAUGUCACUAUAGUCCUUUCCCCCUUCCAGGGAUGAAGGGCCCACUGGAUGACAGUUCUAAGCAGCCAUCUGCUCCAGUGCCUGGGUUGGGGCACUUCCCCAGUGGCUAGGG